AUGGGGAUGGUGAGAAAUACCAGUGAGAGCAACCUAGCAGGUUUCAUCCUUUUGGGGUUUUCUGAUUAUCCUCAGUUACAGAAGGUUCUAUUUGUGCUUAUAUUGAUUCUGUAUUUACUAACUAUUUUGGGGAAUACCACCAUCAUUCUGGUUUCUCGUCUGGAACCCAAGCUUCAUAUGCCGAUGUAUUUCUUCCUUUCUCAUCUCUCUUUCCUGGACCUCUGCUUCACCAGCAGUGUUAUUCCCCAGCUCCUGGUAAACCUGUGGGAACCCAUGAAAACUAUCACCUAUGGCGGCUGUGCCGUUCAGCUCUACGUCUCCCAUGCCCUGGGAUCCACGGAGUGUGUCCUCCUGGCUGUGAUGUCCUAUGACCGCUAUGUGGCUGUCUGCCGUCCUCUCCGUUACACCGUCUUAAUGCAUCCCUGUCUCUGCAUGGCCUUGGCAUCUGUGGCAUGGCUCAGUGGAAUAGCCACCACCCUGGUACAGUCCACCCUCACCCUGCAGCUGCCCUUCUGUGGGCAUCGUCGAGUGGAUCAUUUCAUCUGUGAGGUCCCUGUGCUCAUCAAGCUGGCUUGUGUGGACACCACGUUUAACCAGGCUGAGCUUUUCGUGGCUAGUAUCCUUUUCUUUAUAGUGCCUGUCUCUUUCAUCCUGGUCUCCUAUGGCUUCAUUGCCCACGCAGUGUUGAGGAUUAAGUCAGCUACGGGGAGACAGAAAGCAUUUGGGACCUGCUCCUCCCACUUGACGGUGGUCGUCAUCUUUUAUGGAACCAUCAUAUUCAUGUAUCUGCAGCCAGCCAAGAGUACAUCCAGGGACCAGGGAAAGUUUGUUUCCCUCUUCUACACUGUGGUGACCCCCAUGCUUAACCCUCUUAUUUAUACCUUGAGGAACAAGGAAGUGAGAGGGGCAUUAAAGAAAGUUCUAGCAAAGGCUCUGGGAGUAAGUAUUUUAUGA
Molecule: messenger RNA, 954 nt
Organism: Mandrillus leucophaeus (drill)
Lineage: Eukaryota; Metazoa; Chordata; Mammalia; Primates; Cercopithecidae
Product: olfactory receptor 2G2
Exons: 1
Coding region: 1-954 (317 amino acids)
Biological process (GO): G protein-coupled receptor signaling pathway
Cellular component (GO): membrane
Molecular function (GO): olfactory receptor activity; G protein-coupled receptor activity
Source: RefSeq, a predicted model, not a curated record